This is a messenger RNA of Neolamprologus brichardi, 3796 nucleotides long. It is a transcript of the gene vipr1b, whose product is annotated as vasoactive intestinal peptide receptor 1b. The record is from RefSeq and is a predicted model, not a curated record. Lineage: Eukaryota; Metazoa; Chordata; Actinopteri; Cichliformes; Cichlidae. Gene Ontology annotation, molecular function: vasoactive intestinal polypeptide receptor activity; G protein-coupled peptide receptor activity; peptide hormone binding. Gene Ontology annotation, biological process: cell surface receptor signaling pathway; adenylate cyclase-modulating G protein-coupled receptor signaling pathway. Gene Ontology annotation, cellular component: plasma membrane.
CCGAUGGAGCGUAGGCGGUUUACCUCACACACCUAAACACGCGUAAACAUACGCACUCACUUCUCCUCAAACACUUAAACCAGUCUCCAAAGGAGGUUUUUUACCCAAAGAGAAUAAAAAAAAAAAAUCUAAGGACAGGAUGGAUUCUGCACAGCUGCUCCUUCUGGUGUUGUGCGGAUACCUGCCAAAAGUGCUAUCGGUGCAGAUGUGCGAUGUGGUGAACGAGAUCCAGCUGGAGAAAGAGCGCUGUGAAAAUAGCACCUCUGGGAACGUCACUUCAGGAUGCCAAGGCAUGUGGGACAUCAUCGCCUGCUGGCCUUCAGCUCGGGUCGGAGAGGUGGUUACAAUAACCUGCCCGCCUUAUUUCAGCUACUUCAGUGACCAUCAGAAAGGUAACCUUUCGAAAACCUGCACAGAAGAUGGCUGGACCGAGAUGCAUCCUAUUGACAUUGCUGUGAGCUGUGGAUACAAUCUCAACAGCACUAGCGAUGACGGAAAGUUUUUUUGGCAAGUCAAGAUCGGCUACACCAUUGGCCACAGCGUAUCGCUCGUCUCGCUUACUACCGCUAUUGUGAUCCUCUGCAUCUUCAGGAAACUCCACUGCACAAGGAACUACAUCCACAUGCAUCUGUUUGUUUCAUUUAUCCUGAAGGCUAUCGCUGUCUUCAUCAAAGAUGUGGUUCUCUACGAGGUCGGGGAGGUGGACAACUGCUCCUCGGGCUCUGUUGGCUGCAAAGCAGUGAUUGUGUUUUUCCAGUACUGUAUAAUGGCCAGUUUCUUCUGGCUGCUGGUGGAAGGCCUUUAUCUGCAUGCAUUGUUGGCCGUUUCCUUCUUCUCCGAGAGGAAGUACUUCUGGGCUUAUAUUCUGAUCGGCUGGGGCGGUCCAGCAAUUUUCAUCACAGCUUGGAGCAUCGCUAAAGCCAACUAUAAUGAUGUGGGGUGCUGGGAUAUAAUAGAAAACACCGAUGUGUUCUGGUGGAUCAUUAAAACUCCUAUUUUGGCAUCAAUUCUGAUGAACUUUAUUCUUUUCAUCUGCAUCAUUCGGAUACUUCGCCAGAAGAUAAACUGCCCCGAUAUUGGAAGAAACGACUCCAACCAGUACUCGCGACUGGCAAAGUCAACGCUGCUUUUGAUUCCUCUGUUUGGGAUCAAUUAUAUAGUGUUUGCAUUUAUCCCCGAGCAAGUGAAGACUGAGCUGCGGCUGGUUUUUGACUUGAUUCUGGGAUCAUUUCAGGGCUUUGUGGUCGCAGUCCUUUACUGCUUCCUGAACGGAGAGGUCCAAGGAGAGAUCAAGAGGAAGUGGAGGAGGUGGCACCUGCAGAGAUACAUGGGCUCAGACACCAAAUACCAGCACCCAUCUAUUGGCAGCAGCAACAACUUCAGCACCCAGAUCACCAUGUUGACACGGUGCAGCCCGAAAACUCGCCGGGCUUCAUUAUCCUGUCACGAUGACUUGUCUAGCAUCUGAGUCGCAGAGAUACAGACACACAAAAUGCUGUACAAAAUGCUCUCAUGCCAAACAUUAGGCAGAACAUCGCAGCAUAUAUAAGCUUUACCAUAAGUACUGUUGGGUCAUGUGUGUGGUGCAGAAGAUGGAAGGUGAUGAAAGGAUUGGAAAAAAAGAUAUAAGGACACGAUGUGACCAUAAUCAGCUUUGAAGCAGUUUGUAACUGUUCCAAAAAAAUACAUUUAAAUGAGAAGGUAAGUUGCACAUUGCUUAACAAACAAAGCGUUUGCGGAGAGAGUCCUUUUUGCGCAGGUCACCUGUACAGGUGAAUUCAAGUCAUAUCACUACAGCUCUUAUUUUUUAAAUAUCCUGUGUGCUUAGAUGAGUGGGCUGGUGUAACUCUGAGCCUCGUGCACUCCUGCAGCUCCAAAUAGUCAAGUUUGGUGCUAAAGCUUUGGAAGAAAUUGAGGUGAUGUAUUUUUCUAACAGCAGCAUCACAGGGUAACAAAGGUACUGUACCAGAACUGGACUGUGAGGGUGUGUUUGAGUGCUGAAUGUAAAUAGUGCUGGAAAAUUUGCUUUAAAACAUACUUUAGAGUAUCCAAAAUAAGCAUAAUACUAUACUCCCCCCCUUUGCUGUGUAGGAAGAAAGAAAAAAAGACAGGCUUACAGAGCAGGAAACUUUAUUUCCAUAAAUGCCAAACAGAUUAGGCUUCAGACCAAGUGAUGCUGAUUCACAGUGAUGUGUUUGGAGCACAAAUGCCCUUCUCUGCACUAUCAUGCUCAUGAGAGACCGGUUGCCCUUUGCCUUCUUUUAUCAACACAGCCUUCCCUCUUGGCGUGUGCGAUUCUGAGCCUAUGAUUAGGUAGAUAUUUUUCAUUAUUUAGGGCACUGUGGCGGUUUUGUGUCGAUCACUGACGAGUGCCUGGGUUUGGUGUUUUGAACCGACUUCUGCGGUCUAGUCUUUGCUGGCUGUUGGGCAGUACAGCAGCUCUGAAGAGGAGAUGUCCAUAUGCAGCUCAUUCCUUGAAUGUUUACAUUUACUUGGGAAGAGUUAUAAAAAAAUGAUGCACAGUCAAGUGUGCAGUGUAAAUAAACUUGGAAUGCUUGUGCCAUACACAUCACAUUGUGGUUAUAAUAAUAGUAAUGAAUCACUAAGUGUCGUUUGUUCAAAUUAAAGUAUGACAGGAUUUAAAACUUUGCCAUUAUGAAUAAUAUUUUUUGAAUUCUUCAGGUUCAGACUUACUUCUCCAUCGGAGGAGUCUGAACUUGACAAGUCAGCAGAGAAUGUUAGAUCCUGUAUGCAAAGCAAAGUGACAAGGAUGACUGGUCCUGUCACAACGAUGCUGUCUUUGUGCUUUUGAGCUCGCGUAGGUUUGAAAGUAAGGCUUGUUCAUUCUAGAGGGAACAACGGGGGAAUCCGGCUUUACACGGGAGGAAGGAAAUCAUCUCAACCCACCAGUGAUUUAAAGGUUUAGAUCAUCAUUAAGUUUAAGAAUAAAAAAAAAAAUCUAAUGUGGUAAUAUGUGUCAAGGAAAUAUUGAAUAUCAAUAUAUCGCCUUCAGAUUGCUGAAAGUAAUAAUUAUACUUUUAGAGAAAAGGAAAAAGAUUGGAACCGCUUUCAUAUUGUGGUCAGAAGUUUACAUACACUCAUCGUGCUAAUUUUGGCCUAUUAAUGACUUCUUUGAACCGUUCUCUUUCCAAGGUGGAAUGAUUGAACAGCAUACAUUUAUAAUUAAUUAAAAAUAAAUGGGUGCACACGUUUCAUUUAUUUUCGGAUUUUUGGUGAUGAACAUUCAAAAGUAUCCAUGCAGGCUCAAAUAUGUACGUAAGCUGAACACUGAACACUGGCAGCAAAACAGCCCCAGAGCAUGAUGCUACCACCAUUGACAUCACUUGACAGUUUGCACAGAAGUCUUAGUUUUUCACCUUUACUCCUGCAAACAUAAUUCUCGCCUUUGUCAACUCAAUCUUUGCCUUUGUCUAAAACCUUUCUCCUUCAAACUCGACUGAAAUGUGCAGUUGCAAAUUUGAGUUUGAAGGUGUCGAUUUUGGAGCAGCGACUUCUUUCUUGAUCAGCACUUCACUGUGGACAGUGACACGUAAUCCUUGGCGGUUCCUGCCUUGUUCCUGAACAUCUAACCAAUUUGCUCUCAUCUAAGUGUGACAUUUUCGGUCUUCUUCUAGACCUUGGCAAAGUGGUAACAGGACUAUAACUUAUGUACAAUUGUUUGAACGAUUUUCCUGGAAUCUGCAGUGUUUGCAGUAGAAAUGGCUCCAAGAGAUCCAACUAGAACCUACCACGUGUAGUCAAUCAUGAUCAGUAACAAAAAGAAUAAUGGGCCUUG